CGUGAGAAUUAGGCCAGUCUGAGAAUUCAGAUCGUUGUGACAAAAUGAAGUUCCUUGUGGCUUUCGUGGUUUUGGUUGUUGCCAUGGUGGCAGACGCUGGUGUUUCAAUGAAUAAUCCGUUCUUUUGCUACAUAACGGAUCCAAUUCGUUCGAUGACAAAUAUGCACGCAACAAGUACAGCUUAUGAAGCCAUUCGUCGAUUCAAUUUUACAACUGUAAACCCUUACAUAACAACCUGUACUCCAUCGAGAUUUUGGUACCUGGGACGAUAUGCAAGCCGUUUUCCGCAUCCCGCAUUGAUGGAUGACAUGAUUGAAUUUGCUGAAUCAUCGAUUCAAGAUGACAUCGAAAAUAAUUUCGAUGCAGGCAGGACAACGUUAUGCAGACAAGAUUUUGAAGCUAUUCGUGAUUGGACUAGAGGAGCGAAUUUUAAUCAACAAAAUGCUGGCUUGAUUACAGAGGCGGGUGAAUUGGCGAUGCAGAAUAUUGCCAGACGUUUUCAGCAAGUUUUCCCAGAUAUCUUGACGGAAACGUACAGUGCAGAUCGUUUCCAUUUUCGACAUACCGAAAGUGAUCGAACCAAUGCAUCUAUCAGAGCAUUAGCAGCUGGCUUGUUCGGACAGGCUGGAGCCCAAAAUGUCGUCUAUGAGGAUGUGCCCGAGAGGGAUUGGUUUUUGCGACCAUUCGAUUUUUGUCCGGAAUUUUGGGAAGAAGUAGAAGAUUGGGAAGCUCAACGACAAGCUUUUCGUCAAGGGCCUGAAUUUGCCGAAAUGGUGAGUGAGGUCAACAGGAAACUUGGCUUCCAUGGUUCAGCGCCAGCAUUAAGUUUCGAAACGAUCUAUGUUAUGUGGGAAUGGUGUAGAUUUGAAACUUCAGCAACAUUUGAGUUAUCGGGAUCUGAAACUGGUCCAGAUUCGGCUUGGUGUGCUCCAUUUUCAGUAGCUCACCAUCUGUUAUUCGAAUACUUUGAAGAUCUGGGGCACUUCUACUUUUCUGGUUACGGCUUUAGAAAUCAACGUUUACUCGAAAAUUUGAAUUGCGGAAUGAUCCAGGAUAUACUGGACCUUAUCGAUUCGGAUGACGAUGACAAUGUUGCUCGAAUUUUCGUGUCAUAUGCGCAAGAAAUUCAGUCAAUGUUAGUUGCCUUAGGUUCAUUCCGAGAUACAUGGCCAAUGCACCAACACAACUAUGCACAACAAUCGGGAAGGAACUGGUUAACUAGCUUGAUUACUCCACAUUCGUCGAAUCUGGCAGUCAUUCGAUAUGAUUGUGAUGACGAUGAUGAUGAUUUGGUUUUCCUGUUAAAUGAAAGACCCAUACUGGUACCUGGCUGCGAUCAACAAACUGGUGUAUGCAAAGUGAGUGUUUUCCUAGAUAGAUUCCGACGGUUCCUUGACGCUAACUGUGAAGAGUACUUCUGCACUACUGACUGAAGCAGUUUGAUAAAUCUAGAGAUUGUGGAUUACGAAAAUGGUAUAAAGUUUUUUUUUGGGGAAAUUGAUUCAAUAAACUCCA
Messenger RNA from Bradysia coprophila, 1515 nucleotides. Its product is annotated as multiple inositol polyphosphate phosphatase 1-like. The record is from RefSeq and is a predicted model, not a curated record. Gene Ontology annotation, molecular function: acid phosphatase activity; inositol phosphate phosphatase activity. NCBI's taxonomy places the organism in Eukaryota, Metazoa, Arthropoda, Insecta, Diptera, Sciaridae.